Messenger RNA from Macrobrachium nipponense, 354 nucleotides. RefSeq lists its product as uncharacterized. Bases 1 to 354 code for a protein of 117 amino acids. The transcript has 2 exons. The record is from RefSeq and is a predicted model, not a curated record. Lineage: Eukaryota; Metazoa; Arthropoda; Malacostraca; Decapoda; Palaemonidae.
AUGUACUGUGGCAGAGAAGAGUCGAUGGGUGUUUUGACGGGAACAGCGACGAUAACAGCGAUAACAACGACGAUAACAACGAAAACAACGACGAUAACAACAAAAAACCAGGACAAUAACAACGACGAUAACAACGAAAACUACGACGAUAACAAAACGAUAACAACGAAAAAAAACGACGAAAACAACGACGAUGACAACGAUGAUAACAACGAAAACAACGACGAUAACAACGAAAUUAACGACGAUAACAACGAAAACAACGACGAUAACAACGAAAACAAUGACGAUAACAACGACGAUAACAACGAAAACAACGACGAUAACAGCGAUAACAACGACGAACAGUUGUGA